Rubroshorea leprosula is the source of this 2508-nucleotide messenger RNA. The record is from the annotation of a GenBank genome assembly. Lineage: Eukaryota; Viridiplantae; Streptophyta; Magnoliopsida; Malvales; Dipterocarpaceae.
CUUCCUCUGAUCGGAUUCUCUUCUCUCUCUCUCUCAUGGUUCCUCGAUUUCCAGCAUGCCUUCUCUACCAAACUUCCCCUUCUGCCUUCUAAGGUGGACUGGACUCUGGCAGCUUCACGGGUCCCGCGGUGAUGGCUGCAGCAAGAGCGAUGGCAGCGAUGAAAACCCAAUUUCAUACUCAGUCGAAUGCUAUGCUUGCACUCAAGUAGGCGUACCGGUAUUCCACUCCACCAGCUGCGACCGUGCUCACCAGCCCGAAUGGGAGGCUUCCGCCGGCUCCUCUCUUGUUCCAAUCCAGGCCCGGAAGAAAACCCCGGCGUCAUCCUCGUCCCGGUACCUUUCCGGGCCAUUCGGGCGCGUGCUGGACCCGCGAAGCAAGCACGUGCAGAAGUGGAACCGCGCGUUGCUGCUGGCCCGCGGCAUGGCGCUGGCCGUCGACCCUCUGUUUUUCUACGCGUUAUCGAUAGGAAGAGACGGGUCACCGUGUCUCUACAUGGAUGGUGGCCUAGCCGCCAUUGUCACGGUGGUUCGCACGUGCAUGGAUGCGGUGCAUUUGUUCCAUCUGUGGCUUCAGUUCAGGCUGGCGUACGUGUCGAGGGAGUCACUCGUUGUUGGGUGCGGCAAACUCGUGUGGGACGCACGUGCCAUCGCCUCCCAUUACGUCCGCUCCCUCAAAGGCUUCUGGUUCGACGCCUUCGUCAUUCUUCCAGUUCCUCAGGCUGUGUUCUGGCUGGUAGUACCAAAAUUGAUCAGGGAAGAACAAAUCAAGCUCAUAAUGACUAUAAUGCUAUUUAUCUUUCUGUUUCAGUUCCUCCCAAAAGUAUACCACAGCAUUUGCAUGAUGAGAACAAUGCAAAAGGUCACUGGUUACAUCUUUGGUACCAUUUGGUGGGGUUUUGGCCUUAAUCUCAUUGCCUAUUUCAUUGCUUCUCAUGUUGCAGGAGGGUGCUGGUAUGUGCUUGCAAUACAGCGUGUUGUCAACUGCCUCCAGAAACAGUGUGAGAGGAAAGGCCAAUACAAUCUCUCUUUGUCCUGCUCCAAGGAGGGGUGUUACCAGUUACUCUUACAGGCAGGAACGAUGGGAAAUCCCUCUGGUGGUAACUCAACAGUAACAGUUAGAAAACCACUGUGCUUGGAGGAUAAUGGACCGUACAAUUAUGGGAUUUAUCAGUGGGCUCUCCCUGUUGUUUCCAGCAACUCUGUUGCGGUAAAGAUCCUUUAUCCCAUCUUCUGGGGCUUAAUGACCCUCAGCACUUUUGGAAAUGAACUUGAACCGACAAGUCACUGGCAGGAAGUGAUAUUCAGUAUAUGCAUUGUUCUUAGUGGAUUAUUGCUCUUCACAUUGUUAAUUGGGAACAUCCAGGUUUUCCUGCAUACAGUCAUGGCAAAGAAGAGGAAAAUGCAGCUGAGAUGCCGGGACAUGGAAUGGUGGAUGAAGCGCAGGCAGUUACCAUCCCGUCUGAGGCAUAGAGUUCGACAAUUUGAACGACAGAAAUGGGCAACAAUGGGAGGGGAAGACGAAAUGGAAUUAAUCCAAGAUCUGCCUGAAGGGCUCAGGAGGGACAUUAAACGUUACCUUUGCCUAGACCUCAUCAAAAAGGUCCCCCUGUUCCACAACCUGGAUGAUCUUAUCCUUGACAACAUCUGUGACCGGGUUAAGCAACUCAUCUUCUCCAAAGAUGAAAAGAUAAUUAGAGAAGGAGAUCCAGUGCAAAGAAUGGUGUUUAUUGUUCACGGACGUGUGAAGCGUAGCCAAUGUCUAAGCAAGGGCAUGGUAGCCACAAGUGUCCUUGAACCAGGAGGCUUUUUGGGCGAUGAGCUACUCUCCUGGUGCCUCCGCCGCCCAUUCAUAGACCGCCUUCCAGCCUCUUCAGCAACAUUUGUCUGUACAGAAUCUAUAGAAGCAUUUGGUCUUGACGCCAGCCACCUCAAAUACAUCACUGACCACUUCAGGUACAAAUUUGCCAACGAGAGGCUUAAGCGGACAGCGAGAUACUAUUCUUCCAAUUGGCGAACAUGGGCAGCAGUGAACAUACAACUUGCCUGGCGACGUCGCAGGAUGAGGACUAGGGGUCCAGUGACUCCUCUGACGGAGAAUGGGGACAGUAAUGAUCGCCGGCUCCUGCAGUAUGCUGCAAUGUUCAUGUCAAUUAGGCCACAUGACCACCUUGAAUGAAGGCUAGUCAUUUUGUACUCAGCACUUGGAAGAAGAUGUCAUUUUUGAGACUGGUUGUAAGAAAAAAGAAUAACUUUUAUAAUUCAACCUGCAUCAGUCUCAUGUUUAUCCGUGGAUCACCAUGGACUACAAUUUCUUUUUGUUCGUCUAAAAUGUUCAUCUUGAGUUAGCUUUUGUUGGUGAAAUUCUCUAAGAAACUUGGGUUCUCCGCUAAGAGGGAACUCCCUAAGAAUCAAGGAAAGCAGCCUUAACCUUCCCUCUAAAGUAAUUGCUUUCUUUUUUCAGUUGAUUUUGUACCCAAUAACUAUUUUUAAUAUAUUCAUACUCUUAAU